This is a messenger RNA of Fusarium sp. VM40, 3729 nucleotides long. The record is from the annotation of a GenBank genome assembly. NCBI's taxonomy places the organism in Eukaryota, Fungi, Ascomycota, Sordariomycetes, Hypocreales, Nectriaceae.
AUGCGUCUUUCUCGUUACCUCCCCAACCUCCUGGCCUUACAUGGCCCAGGCUCAAAGGCUGUAGCUCAACACCUCGACGAUUGCCCUGACGGGUUGUCUGUUGUAAACAUACAGCCUGAAGUCAUCAUUGGGCUCCAGCCUAUCACCUUAAGCUCCGUGUUCAGUACCAACACGGUGCUUACAGUUGGAGGUACCACGAUCCCAAUCACGGGUGCCCCGACUACCUUGGUCACCUCGUUCACUCUUACGAGCACUUCGACCAGAUUCUCGACUGGUGAUCCCGAACCACUCUUUACCGGCCCCUACACUACCAUCACGAGCAAUGGCCCCGAAUCCUACCUAACUACGAUUACCCAGCUACCCUCGGGACGAGAUCCGACUGGAACUGUCAUCAUCGUCAGUCCGUCAGGAGGAUCAAGCAAUACCUUCACUGGCCCUUACACGACUAUUACAAGCAACGGUCCUGAUGGAGCCAAGCCAACCACCCUGACUUUCCCUCCUUCAGGCCAGGACCCGACCGGAACCGUUAUUGUGGUCAAUCCGGUCAGCAGUCAAGGCAGCACCUUCACCGGACCAUACAAGACUCUCACAAACACUGGACCUCCUGGAACCCGGCCAACCACUCUCACGCUCCCUCCUGGCGCUGGUGGCACUGGGACAGUCAUUGUGAUUACUCCAUCUAGCAGUCAAAGCAACAUCUUUACUGGUCCGUACACAACAAUUACCAGCACUGGAUCGAGUGGCACUCGACCAAGUACUUUGACACUUGCCCCAACUGGUACAGAUGGCAGUGGAACUGUCAUAAUUGUCGAGCCAAGCUCCAGCACUGCAAGUCGUCCUUUUACUGGCCCUUACAGUACGAUUACUGGAAUCAAUACCGGUACAGUCGGUACGACAGUGACGCUUCCUCCUUCAGGUAUAGAUUCUACUGGCACGGUUAUCAUUCUUGAGCCAAGCACAAGCACGCAAAGAAGCUCCUUUACCGGGCCUUAUACUACAAUCUCAGGCAUCAAUACUGGAAGUCUGACUGCAACUCUCAUACUACCCCCCUCUGGGACAGAUCCAACAGGCACGGUCAUUAUUCUCGAGCCUUCAUCUUCACCCCCGAUAACAAGCUUUACCGGUCCUUAUACUACUAUUACUGGAAUUAAUACUGGUACUGGAACAGCCACCUUGACCUUGGCACCAUCCGGAACAGACUCAACUGGAACAGUGGUUAUCCUUGAGCCUUCCGCUUCUCUCCCUGUGACGACCUUUACGGGUCCGUACACUACUAUCACAGGCGUAGGUACCGCAACGACCACUGUCACCCUUCCUCCUUCUGGAACAGACUCUACUGGUACAGUAAUUGUGUUAGAGCCUUCCACCAGCAUAACCUUCACAGGACCAUUUACUACUAUCACUGGUGUCAAUACUGGAACUGCCACUGGAACAUCAACAAUUACCUUGCCUCCUUCUGGCACCGAUCCUACUGGCACGGUGAUCAUUUUAGAACCUUCGUCUUCAGCCUCCAACACAGUCUUUACUGGACCAUUCACUACUAUUACUGGCGUCAAUACCGGGACUGCGACCGGAACUUCUACUCUCACCCUGCCGCCCUCUGGUACAGAUCCUACUGGCACGGUGAUUGUCUUGGAACCUUCUGUUUCGGCUAGUAGAACAUCCUUCACUGGACCGUUCACUACUAUCACCGGUGCCAACACUGGAACGGCAACUGGAACCUCUACUAUUACUUUAGCACCCUCUGGAACAGAUAUCACAGGUACUGUAAUUAUCUUAGAGCCUUCAAAGUCAGCGACUGUAACAACCUUUACUGGACCGUUCACUACCAUCACUGGUAUCAACACUGGAACUGCCACGGGUACAUCGACCCUCACUUUACCACCAUCUGGGACAGAUCCCACUGGAACUGUCAUCGUAUUGGAACCGUCAUCUUCGUCCCCUAGUUCAACCUUCACAGGACCCUUUACUACAAUCACAGGCAUCAACACAGGUACUGCGACAACCACCCUUACCUUGGCACCAUCCGGAACAGAUCCGACUGGUACAGUCAUUGUACUAGAGCCAAGCUCCACUAGACCUACAACCCCUAGCAUCACUCCAUCCAGCAAUAGCCCUGGGACAGCCUCAUCAACGGAUACUACUUCCACAGUUUCACAAAGUCAAUCGGGCCCUGCUACUUCAAGCACUUCGGAUACUUUGACGGAUCUUGGAACUAGCAGUUCUGGUUCUAUCGCUACCACUUCUGCAUCUACAGAAGAACCCUUGGAGACUACUUCAUCUAACUUGGGGACGUCUUCGGCCACAUCAGAGGUUAUUCCGGAGAUUUCCACGUCUGAUGUUCUUCCCGAUACUUCCACAUCAGAGGCCCCUCCCGAGACUUCCAGCGAUUCUGCCACCAGUAGCUUAUCGGAAGGUACCAGCUCAUCUGGCCCUGUGACAUCGUCUGAUGCACCGGAGACUUCUACAACCGAUAGUGGGAUAACCACUAGCUCAGAGGACCUGACCUCGGAUGUAACAUCGGCAUCAGACUCAUCCGUGGCCACUUUGACCUCGAUGGGUGCUGAUACAUCUUCUACAGAAGAGACUUCAAUUGAUACUCCGACUAGCGUCGAAAUCACCUCUACAACAGUAGCUGAGAAUACUGAUGCAACCUCUGAAACCGAGUUACCAACUUCUUCAGAUGAAGCUACCAGUUCCUCUCUAGCCAAUCCAACAGCCGAGCCACAAACAUCUUCUGAAACCGAGUUACCAACUUCUUCAGAUCAAGCUACUAGUUCUGUAGCCAGUCCAACGACACCCGAGCCACAGACAUCCUCCGUAUCUGAGUGCAUUCCGUCUGCAACUUCUACAUCAUCAUUCUGUAAUGUCGCUCUCCCAGCCAACUGUCAGGCACUCGAGACAACCAACGGUGUUCUUCUCAUCCCCGUAAUCGCAGCUUGUACUGUAGCGCUUGGCCCCUAUGCAGCUGGAAACAUCGCAACCUGUCUUGCAACAAGCAUUUCAAUUUUCACUGCUGGAGCAGAUAUAGCCGACUGCAUCCUCACUGCGCUAGAAGGAAGAUGUAUCACAACUCUACCCGAUUCAUGCACAGACCUUGAAAAUUCCAAUGGUCUUGCACUCGUUGCGGAUGUUGCUCUUUGCGCUGUUGCUCUCGGCCCAUUCGCAGCUGGAAGCGCCGCAACUUGUCUUGCUACUGGCGCCAUUACCUCAUCAACACAAGGAACCAGCAUUGUCGAAUGCUUGCGAAUCGCCUUUGGCUUCGAUUCGGGCACGGGCAGCAUCACUGGAAGUGCCCUAUGCGAAAGCGAACCAACAUCUACUCCACCAGACCCAGUUUGUGCUACGAUCCCUGAGCCUUGCGCAGAUUUGGCUGAUACAAAUGGCCUUGCUCUCAUCGUAGCGAUUCCUGUUUGUACAACUGCACUGGGAGGUUUCGCUGUUGGUAAUGUUGCGACCUGCUUGGGAACGAACCUCAUCACACAGAACACUUUGGGCGAGACUGUCGUGGAGUGUCUUGAAGAUGCUCUUUCUGAAACGUGUAUCACGUCGCUUCCUGAGCCAUGCUUGAACUUAGAAGGAAACACAGCUGCUCAGCUUGUGAUAAAUCUGCCCCUUUGCACAGCAGCUCUUGGUCCGUUCGCCACUGGAGCAGCGGCGACUUGUCUGACUUCAGGCCUGACUAAUAGCAACUCAGUUGUGGACUGCCUCAACAACGCAAUCUUUUGA